Effrenium voratum is the source of this 780-nucleotide messenger RNA. NCBI's taxonomy places the organism in Eukaryota, Dinophyceae, Suessiales, Symbiodiniaceae. The record is from the annotation of a GenBank genome assembly.
AUGGGCGCUUUGGAGAAGCUGUGUGACGCCUUCAACCUCCGCAGGUACAAGCCGGGUGCAGACAUCGUGGUGCAGGGCGAGCAAGGUGCGGAGUUCUACCUCAUCACCUCUGGCACAGCUCGGGUGUGGGUCAAGAGUGGCGAUGAUGAGCAGGAGUACGUGCGCCUGCAUGCUGGCAACCUCUUCGGGGAGCGCGCCCUCCUGAAGAACGAGCCCCGCGCCGCCUCGGUGACCGCGGUGACCGAGGUGGAAGUGCUGGUCCUGAGCCGUGGCAAGUUCGAGCGCCUCUUGGGCUCCAUGGACGACCUGCAGCAGCAGCAAUACCUCACGGACCCGCGGAAGCUUAUUGCCGACUUCUACCAGGAGGGCGACGCGCGAGGGCCCGCGGGCUCACUGCUGCGGCACAAGAUGGAGGGCAAGCAUGGAGACGAGACGAAGUGGUUCGCAAUCUACCGGCCGACCAGCAAGGACGCCAUUGCCAAAAUGCUGUCGGGCGCCGCAGUCGGCAAAGGGCUCAACGUCAAGGGCAAGUCAGCCAAGAAGGGCGUCCUCUCCGGCUUCGUGCCUUUUGUUCAGAUCAGCGAGAACGAGCACAAGAAAGUGAUCGAAGAUUCACCGCCUGAUUCCAGAAUAGUGGUGUACUACAAGUCCAAGGCGGCCCGCGAGGAGGCGAAGAAGGCGCUUUUGGCCGUGCUGGAAUCCUCUUCCCACCUGAAGAUCGAGACCAGGAAGAUGGAGGAUGAGGACGGCCUGCGCCGCUACCCGGGUGCCAAUCCCUGA